AGCCCUCCGCCAUGCCGUCCUACACGGUCACCGUGGCCACCGGCAGCCAGUGGUUCGCUGGCACCGACGACUACAUCUACCUCAGCCUCGUGGGCUCCGCCGGCUGCAGCGAGAAGCACCUGCUGGACAAGCCCUUCUACAACGACUUUGAGCGCGGCGCGGUUGAUUCUUAUGAUGUGACCGUAGAUGAAGAACUGGGCGACAUCCAACUGGUCAAAAUCGAGAAGCGUAAGUAUUGGCUCCAUGAUGACUGGUACCUAAAGUAUAUCACGCUGAAGACGCCCUGUGGAGAUUACAUCGAGUUCCCUUGCUACCGCUGGAUCACUGGUGAGGGCGAGAUUGUCCUGAGAGAUGGACGUGCAAAGUUGGCCUGCGAUGACCAAAUUCACAUCCUCAAGCAGCACAGACGUAAAGAGCUGGAAACACGGCAAAAACAGUAUCGGUGGAUGGAGUGGAACCCUGGCUUCCCUUUGAGUAUUGAUGCCAAAUGUCACAAGGAUUUACCCCGAGACAUCCAGUUUGAUAGCGAGAAGGGUGUGGACUUCGUUCUGAACUACUCUAAAGCGAUGGAGAACCUGUUCAUCAACCGCUUCAUGCACAUGUUCCAGUCUUCUUGGAGUGACUUCGCUGAUUUUGAGAAGAUCUUCGUCAAGAUCAGCAACACUAUUUCUGAGCGUGUCAUGAACCACUGGCAGGAAGACCUCAUGUUUGGCUACCAGUUCCUGAAUGGCUGCAACCCAGUGUUGAUCCAGCGCUGCAAGAAGCUACCCGAGAAGCUCCCUGUGACCACAGAGAUGGUGGAGUGCAGUCUGGAGCGGCAGCUCACCUUGGAGCAAGAGGUCGAGCAAGGAAACAUCUUCAUCGUGGACUUUGACCUGCUGGAUGGUAUCGAUGCCAACAAAACAGACCCCUGUACUCUGCAGUUCCUGGCAGCGCCCAUCUGCUUGCUGUACAAGAAUCUGGCCAACAAGAUUGUCCCCAUUGCCAUCCAGCUCAACCAAGUCCCAGGAGAUGAAAACCCAAUUUUUCUCCCUUCGGAUGCAAAAUAUGACUGGCUUCUGGCCAAAAUCUGGGUGCGCUCCAGUGACUUCCACAUCCACCAGACCAUCACUCACCUUCUGCGCACACAUCUGGUGUCUGAAGUCUUUGGCAUCGCCAUGUACCGCCACCUGCCCGCAGUGCACCCCAUUUUCAAGCUUCUGGUGGCACACGUGCGGUUCACCAUUGCCAUCAACACCAAGGCCCGUGAACAGCUCAUCUGCGAGUAUGGACUCUUUGACAAGGCCAACGCCACAGGGGGCGGUGGACACGUGCAGAUGGUGCAGAGGGCCAUGCAGGACCUGACCUACAUCUCCCUGUGCUUCCCCGAGGCCAUCAAAGCUCGGGGAAUGGACAGCACAGAGGACAUUCCCUACUACUUCUACCGGGAUGACGGGCUCCUGGUGUGGGAGGCCAUCAAGACGUUCACGGCCGAGGUGGUAGGCAUCUACUACAAGAGUGACCAGAUGGUGGUAGAGGACCAGGAGCUGCAGGACUUUGUGAAGGAUGUUUAUGUGUACGGCAUGCGGGGCAAGAAGACCUCAGGUUUCCCCAAGUCCAUCAAGACCAGAGAGAAGCUGUCGGAGUACCUAACAGUAGUGAUCUUCACGGCCUCAGCCCAGCAUGCAGCGGUGAACUUCGGCCAGUAUGACUGGUGCUCCUGGAUCCCCAAUGCCCCCCCAACCAUGCGGGCCCCACCACCGACGGCCAAGGGUGUCGUCACCAUCGAGCAGAUUGUGGACACGCUGCCAGACCGUGGCCGCUCCUGCUGGCAUCUGGGCGCAGUAUGGGCACUGAGCCAGUUUCAAGAAAAUGAGCUGUUCCUGGGCAUGUAUCCAGAAGAGCAUUUCAUCGAGAAGCCUGUAAAAGAGGCCAUUGCCCGGUUCCGCAAGAACCUUGACACCAUCGUCAGCAUGAUUGCUGAGCGCAACAAGAACAAGAAGCUGCCAUAUUAUUACUUGUCCCCAGACCGGAUUCCCAAUAGUGUAGCCAUCUAAGAAGCCACCGGAGUCAGUCUCACUUGGAUAUGGCCAGAUGCUUGAGGCUAAGCUCAGGUCCCAGACUCCAGCCUGCCCAGGUGGGCAGGCACCCAGGUGGCCCUGGGGCAGACCUUGCAGCUUGCUUUUCUGUGGCUGCCACGAUUCCUCAGGCCCAGGCUUACUGGCUUCAAACCAAAGGAUGUCCAAGUUGGGCCAUGUUAUGCCUAAGCUUCAGUGCAUUCUAAAAGUUUUUCCCUCAAUCUUUAGUGAAUCCCAUACUCUGAUCAGAGUGGGUACACUGCACAAAUCUGUCUGACGCAGAGUAGGACUGUGUGGCCUCCUGCCCUGCACCCAGCUCAGUGCUUCCACACCAGACAGCAACAAGAAGACAACUGAUAGACAUCUGUUCUCAUUGGGAGGCAUGAUUAUUUCUGUUCUAUUUAUGCUUAGUCCAAUUUCUUGCAUAUACUAGAUGCCCAAAUACAUCCUUGUUGAAUAAAUUAGGAAUUGUCAUAAAAAUAAAGAAGUGCAUUCA
This is a messenger RNA of Canis lupus familiaris (dog), 2553 nucleotides long. RefSeq names its product arachidonate 5-lipoxygenase (gene ALOX5). NCBI's taxonomy places the organism in Eukaryota, Metazoa, Chordata, Mammalia, Carnivora, Canidae. Gene Ontology annotation, biological process: lipid oxidation; linoleic acid metabolic process. The record is from RefSeq and is marked provisional. Gene Ontology annotation, cellular component: nuclear envelope. Gene Ontology annotation, molecular function: protein binding; iron ion binding; arachidonate 5-lipoxygenase activity.